Messenger RNA from Lindgomyces ingoldianus, 1219 nucleotides. RefSeq lists its product as uncharacterized. The transcript has a single exon. The record is from RefSeq and is a predicted model, not a curated record. Bases 1 to 1122 code for a protein of 373 amino acids. NCBI's taxonomy places the organism in Eukaryota, Fungi, Ascomycota, Dothideomycetes, Pleosporales, Lindgomycetaceae.
AUGGCCCCGACGACACGCCUGCAUUUCCUUCCUUUCGAGCUGAACUCUAUACUAUCUCGUCAGACGCGGUUGGCCUCGCGCCCUCAAUACCCCCUGCUUUUCCUUUCCCGUCCGCGAUGUCGCACCCUCCAUCUCUACAAAGCUGCCCACAUCAGUCGUCGAGACAGCACUCUCGGCCAACAUAAAAUCCUCCCCUUCAAUCUAUACCACGUCCCCAACCUUAGCGAAUCGAACCAUAAAAUAACCCUGAUAACAAAGCCUGGGGGCGAGGAGCUACAAAAGGAGCUCUCGCUAGAAGACGCACUCGCGCUCGUCCAACCAGGCCAAGUGCUCUACCAGACCGACGAAAUUCCAAAAUCGCUGAGCCAAAACUGGGAAAAGCUCAGGGAGGAUGAGUUGCAGAAUAAAUUCAACAGAUAUGCCAUCUAUGAGACUGGAAAGAGGCGAUUCCCCAUUGCGUCAAAGAAGGUUGCGUCUAUAAAGUUCGUUCAUCUUGCAGCACUGAAGGAGAUACAUUGCAGCUUGUCCUCGACCCCGGAUUACACGACAAUUUUGCUGGAUCGAACAUAUCAGUUUCUCAAUGCAGGCCACCCUGUCGAAUUUUGCUUGCGCCUCCGGGGGUCAAAGGUUAAAAAAGCCGAUAGAUGGCUAGGUUAUGAUUUUUCAGCAUGGUAUUGGAUGCACCAGAACUUCCCACAUUUAAGACCUGAUUUUAUCCUCAAGGGGAUGCCAGAAGGCGCGUACUUCAAAGUUUCGCCAUGGAGUGAUGGCAACCAUCUCCAGUGGGUCAUGGCGAUGCCCACGGCUGAUGAACUCGCAACGGGCAUCCGUCCUAACAUGGACAGGCGCCUCGGGGUGUUGAAGAAGCGGGUGCAAGAUGCGAUGGAUUCUGGGAAACAGAGCCAGCUCCCGGCAUCAUUGCGGCAAAAGUUAAUAGACGCGGGAAUUGAGGCGUACUCGCUCCAGAAUGGAGAGCCUAAGGGCGUGACAUCGCCGGGUAAAAUAAUCAAAUCGAACGCUGAGGGUCAAAAGAUUCAACAGGUGCGUGGACGCUGGGACCAGGACAGAUGGUUAGUUCCUAGGACGAAAGACAAAUCUAAAGAGAAUCGGCGACAGGGCUAAAAGAGUAGGAAGAUGUACAAGGGCGUUCCAUAGUAAAUUAGGACUAACGCCUGAGGUCCCCAUUAACCACCGAAGUGUAUGUAUAGGCAUGUGGAAG